GUGCUUUUCUUAAAAUUCAUGCAAUAAGCCAAUCCAUUGUGACAAGUUUUCUAUACAUCUUUGAAACCCCGGACCGAAAAGAUAAAAUGUCAAGUUCAGGGUAUCCUGUUUCUUCAUCUUUUUGCUUUAUUCUUUAUCUACUAUGGCCGCCAAGAACCUCCCUAAGGUCUUUUUCGACGUUGCUGUCAACGGCAAACCUUCUGGUCGUAUGACUUUCAAGCUCUUCUCUGACACUGUCCCUAAGACUGCUGAAAACUUCCGCGCUCUCUGUACUGGUGAGAAAGGUAUUGGCAAGUCUGGCAAGCCCUUGCACUAUAAGAACAGUGCUUUCCAUCGUAUCAUUCCUGGUUUUAUGGCUCAAGGUGGUGACUUCACUUUGGGUGAUGGUCGUGGUGGUGAAUCCAUUUAUGGCCACAAGUUCAACGAUGAAAACUUUACCUUGAAGCACCAAGGUAAGGGUGUAUUGUCUAUGGCUAACGCUGGUCCUAACACCAAUGGUUCUCAAUUCUUCAUUACUUUUGACCAAACUCCUUGGUUGGAUGGUAACCAUACUGUUUUCGGUCAAAUCACUGAAGGCCAAGAAGUCUUGGAUCUUUUGGAAAAGUACGGUACUCAAAGCGGUAGACCCACUGCCAGAAUUGAAAUCAUCGAAUCUGGUGAACUCAAGGAAUAAACAGAAUGUUUUAUUUCAUGCACAUGAAAACUAGUUUAAUAGUAAUAGCGUUGUUGUUGUUGUUGCUGCUGUUGCUGGUUGUUAUUAUUAAAUACACUAGGAGCAGAGGUAUCAAUGGUUUUAAAUACGGCA
Molecule: messenger RNA, 805 nt
Organism: Gilbertella persicaria
Lineage: Eukaryota; Fungi; Mucoromycota; Mucoromycetes; Mucorales; Choanephoraceae
Product: peptidyl-prolyl cis-trans isomerase cyp5
Exons: 6
Coding region: 143-673 (176 amino acids)
Biological process (GO): protein folding; protein peptidyl-prolyl isomerization
Molecular function (GO): peptidyl-prolyl cis-trans isomerase activity
Source: RefSeq, a predicted model, not a curated record